ACGGCUCCGUGCGCUGCUUCGCGACUCCUCUCCUCUCCUCUCCUCUCCGCCGCGGCCCGCAUCCUCCUCGCCGUCGCCGCCGCGUCGCCGGGGAGCCCCGGGCCGGACCCGGCGCCGGCGCGCCUCCCUCCAUGGCGUGGCCGCCGCAGGAGGCGAUCGACACCUUCGUCAGCAUCACCGGCGCCGACGAGGCCGCCGCCGCCCGCGUGCUCGAGGAACAUGGCAACGACCUAAAUGGAGCCGUGAAUGCUUAUUUUAAUGAGGGAGAUAGGUCCACCACCAGAAUCAAUCAGAAUCCUGUGCCUGCCAGUGAUGAUGACAUGGAGCUGGAUGAACCACUUGAUCCCAUGUUUAACAGACCUUUGUUCCCUAGAACUUUGGGCAACCCUUUUGCACUUUUGGAUCCAGGUCUUGCCGACAUAACUGCUGCUGAUAUAUUUCGAAGGGGACCUCAGGUUACGCAUCCUAGGGAGGUGAGGCAGAUACCUAUUGAAGUUAAGGACACCAACACUCAGACAGGCAGUUCUGGUCAGGGUCCGGUUAUUGAGGAUGUUACUGGACGUGAAUCUUUCUAUGGUCCAGAGGUUCAUGGGACUGUUAUAGUUGAUGAAGAUGAUGAAGAUUUGCCAUCAACACCAUCUGCUCACGAUCCUAAUAUCCCAAGCAGCACUUCACGCCCAAAUCAUUCCAUGCCAAGUGCUCCUCCACUUGUUGAUGUUAGUGACUAUAACAAUGAUAUAGAAGAGCAAAUGAUCCGGGCAGCAAUUGAAGCUUCAAAAAGGGAAGCUGAAGGCAUGACAAAUGGUCUAAACAGAGGUGAAUCGGAGAACGCCUCACGUGGCAGAGGUGAUGAUGAGCUUGCUCGGGCAGUUUCUUUGUCCUUGGAGACAGCAGAGCGAGAGAGAGCUCUGCGCCAAGAGGGAACGCAUGUAGUGGAUCAUUCUCCUGAUUUAUCUGAUAAAGAAGACACUAAAGGAGCAAGUGAGAUAAUUGCAAGGCAAGGGCUAACAGGGGAAGUUGGAACUUCUGAGCAAACUGUAGAUGAAGAGAACUUCCAAGAGGACAUCGGAGAUGAUGACGAACAACCUUUAGUUAGGCAUCGCUAUAGACGUGUUCGAAACAGAACUACUGAUCCGAUGGAAUCGGUGCAAAUGGCCAACAGUCCUCCCCCGAGUCCUCAUCCGCAUAAUGUUCAAAAUGACCAUCAGCAUUAUGGCGGUUUCGAAGAGUGGGGUGGCAUUUCUUCUGAAGAGCAUGACGAAGCUGUUAUGCUUGAGGCUGCAAUGUUUGGUGGGAUUCCUGAAGGAGCACCAUAUCCAUUUUCCUUCCCAACCCGUGGAAGGUCAACUCAUUAUCCCCGAGUAGCACGUCCUCCAUCACCAACAUUAACUGCACAGCGGUUGUUAAGGGAACAGCAGGAUGAUGAGUACCUUGCAGCCCUCCAAGCUGAUCGAGAAAAAGAGUUGAAGACUGUGCAGGAGGCUGAGCUCCGCAGGGCAGAGGAAGCUGCAGCAAGAGAAGCUGCUCUUGAACGUCAAAAGAAAGAAGAGGAGGAGAAGCUAAAGAAACAGCGUGAGGAAGAGGAGUUAGAGUCCGAGCUUGCAGCCAAACAAGCAUCACUACCAAAGGAGCCACUACAAAAUGAUGAGGGGGCAGUCACAGUGGUAGUCCGCAUGCCUGAUGGUAGUCGCCGAGGACGGCGCUUUCUCAAAUCCGACAAGCUUCAGUAUCUUUUUGAUUUCAUAGACAUCAGCAGGACUUUCAAACCAGGAACUUAUAGACUGGUGAGAUCUUAUCCUAGGCGUGCGUUCACUGAUGGGGAGAGCCAGAUGUCGUUGAGCGAUCUCGGCCUCACUAGCAAGCUGGAAGCCCUGUUCCUAGAAAAGAUUUCAGGGUAGAAUAUAAAGUUUUAGAGUUAUGGCCUAGUAAUAUGUACUUUUAAAAUUGUAUCUGGCGUGUGCUCGUUAACAUGCCAUAGUGCUCGCAUGAUAACUGGUGUCUAGAAGAUCCCGUGGCCAUCUUUUUUUUCCCCCUGCCGAACGCUGGUGUUUCACUUUCACUGACUGCUGUCAGUUUGUGUAACCCAGUCAGUCUCAUAGCCACUUUGAACGUGCCGUCAGAAUGUAUAUACAAUUCUACAUUCAGAAGGUUUUAUUUCCAAUGA
Molecule: messenger RNA, 2164 nt
Organism: Panicum hallii
Lineage: Eukaryota; Viridiplantae; Streptophyta; Magnoliopsida; Poales; Poaceae
Product: plant UBX domain-containing protein 8-like
Exons: 11
Coding region: 132-1898 (588 amino acids)
Molecular function (GO): ubiquitin binding
Source: RefSeq, a predicted model, not a curated record